CUUCGCCUUCGGCUUCGUCGUUCGAGUCGGAGCUUUCGCCCCUGAUUACUGAGUACCUCUUCUCGGACCUGAACAUUUCUAUCCUUUCGCGAAAUUUCGCUUGGUUUGGCCUGUCGAAGUCGAUACCGGUAUUGUGCUGACGUGGUGGGGCACCGGUCCGUUGGAAGUGUUGUAGCAGAUACAACCAUGGCGGCACACUGUACCGUGCUAGCGGCUGCACUGGUGUUCCUAGCGAUCGCUAGCAGAGCCGUGCAGUCCACUCCGAAUAUUGUACUGCUGUUUGCGGAUGAUCUUGGCUAUGGUGAUCUUGGUUGCUAUGGUCACCCCACAUCACACUCGCCUAAUUUGGACAAGAUGGCUGCAGAGGGUUUACGCUUCACACAGUUCUACAGUGCUAGUCCAGUAUGCAGCCCAUCAAGGGCAGCGUUAUUGACAGGUCGUUACCAAAUUAGAUCCGGAAUUUGGCCGAUGGUGUUUGGGGCUAGCUCUACUGGAGGUCUGCCACACAAUGAGACAACAAUAGCCGAGGGUCUGAAGAAAGUCGGCUAUGCAACGGGUAUGGUUGGCAAGUGGCACUUGGGUGUCGGUGCUAACAAUACCUACCUACCAGUCAACCAGGGUUUCGACCAUUACCUUGGUAUACCAUUCUCGCAUGACAUGUGUCCGUGCGCUAUCUGCUUCUAUCCCAAUCAAUCGUGUUUCGAUGGAUGCAGAAAAGGUGAAGCACCGUGUCCUCUGUUCAUGGACAAUGAGAUUGUUCAGCAGCCGGCCGAUCUAACGACACUCACACAGCGUUACACGGAUGCAGCCACGGGAUUUAUACAGAAAAGUGCAGCUGCCAAGACUCCAUUCUUCCUGUAUAUGGCCUAUCAGCAUACACAUCAUCCUCAGUUUGCUGGACAAAAGUUCCGCAACAGCACAAGCAGAGGCACUAUGGGGGAUUCCCUGAUUGAGAUGGAUGACAGUGUUGGGCAGAUUUUUGCAGCGUUGAAAGCAAGUGGAGUGGAUGACAACACGUUCGUGUUCUUCACUGCAGACAAUGGACCAAGCCUGACGCGACACGUUCGCGGUGGAAAUCAAGGUUUGCUGAAGUGCGGCAAAGGAACAACGUAUGAAGGAGGUCAGAGGGAACCAGCGUUGGCAUGGAUGCCGGGAAAGAUAGCUGCAGGACAGAUCACACAUGAGCUUGCCGGUACAGUUGACGUUCUGCCAACUGUCUUCAAGUUGACAGGCGCUGAAAUCCCCUCGGAUCGUAUCAUUGACGGCGUGGACAUGAGUUCUAUUCUGUUCACAGAACAGGGAAAGGCUAUUCGUACCCAUUACUUCUACUACCCGAAGAAUCCAGAACCGACCAUUGGUCUGUACGGUAUCCGCAACAACCAGUACAAGGCUCACUUCUACACGGAGGGAUCACACUGUGGCCCUCCAUACCGUGAUGAGGAUUGUUGGAGUAAGACCGGUCAGAAGAAACAGGAUCCACCAAUCCUGUUCAAUCUGCUAAUCGAUCCGAGUGAGAGAUAUCCUAUCAGCCCCAAGAGUGACGAGUAUAAAACGGUCAUGGCCGAGCUGAAUCAGACUGCCACAGAGUUCUCUCGCACAGCUGUGUUCCGCGGAUCAGAGAUUCACGGAAGCAGUGCAGCACUGCAACCGUGCUGCAAGCCUGGCUGCAAGCCGUUCCCAGGCUGCUGCGUUUGUAACAAGCUGCCGUAUUCGGCACGUACCAGUCCACCAUGGUGAUCCAAAUAUGGUUGUGUAUGCAAUCCAAAUGUGGUUGUACAUGUAUAUGCUGCACGAACACAGUUGCUGUAUUAUUUCCGCUUUUCGCAGCUGAUGUUGUUAAUCCUGUCUGCGGUGAUGCCGAGAUCUUUAUGAUCAGUGGCAGAGCACCGUACCACAUCAAUCACUACUCUUAGUCUUACCUGCUACCCCCAUGCAUAGAGUCAGGAACUUUUGCAGAAGAUGUGUGGUGUGUCGUCCUCUAGCUGGCAAAAUGUGGUCAAAAUAUUUAUCAUACACAAAUGAUUCAUAGCCUCUCUCAACCUGUCAACCCCCCCCCCCGCCCUCUCUCAACCUGUCAACCCCCCCCCCCCUCUCUCUUCUUGUCUGUACUUCAUGUAUAUCUAUCUGCACGUGUUGUAACAUUUAAUAAUACGUGCAAAACUAUGCUUAAUGAUCUUUCUUGACAAUCA
This is a messenger RNA of Sycon ciliatum, 2189 nucleotides long. RefSeq names its product arylsulfatase A-like. The coding region runs from base 187 to 1737 and encodes 516 amino acids. Gene Ontology annotation, molecular function: arylsulfatase activity. The record is from RefSeq and is a predicted model, not a curated record. The transcript has 14 exons. NCBI's taxonomy places the organism in Eukaryota, Metazoa, Porifera, Calcarea, Leucosolenida, Sycettidae.